GCUAGCUCGGGCUUUGUCGCACUGUCUUUGAUUCGUGGUGCCCGCACUAACUAACAAGAGUGCCAUGAACAGUCACCCGCUGCCUCGCCGGGUCCCCAACGUGGGCUCGCUGCUGCUGACCCCGCAGGAGAACGACUGUCUGUUCGGCUACCUGGGCAGGAAAUGCGCGACACUGUGCUCGGCGGUGGUUCAGGUGUACGCCGCCGAUCGCUCGUGCGGCUGGCUGAAGAAAUGUUGCGGCGUGGCGUGUCUGGUCAAGGACAAUCCGCAGCGCUCCUACUUCAUCCGUGUCUUGGACAUCAAGGAGGGGAGGACCAUGUUUGAGCAGGAGCUCUACCACAACUUCGCCAUCAGCUGUGCCAGGUCCUAUUUCAUCUCCUUUGUGGGGGAUAGCAACCAGGUGGGUUUGAACUUCGCCAGCGAAGAAGAAGCCAAACGCUUCCGAGUGUCCGUCAACGAGCUGCUCAACCGAAGACAACGCAAGACGGAGAAAAACGGUGUGUCUAAAAAUGGUCCCACGCUGCACAUGGCCACGGUGGACAUCAAGAACCCGGAGAUCAACAACGUGCGGCUGCUCAACUCCCUGGGCUCGCAGUACCACGUGGUCAACGUGCUGGCUCAGCGCAGGGACAAGAAGAACAAAAUCAAGAAGAAGAAGCUGACCAAGGCCGACAUCGGCACGCCUAGCAACUUCCAGCACAUUGGGCACGUGGGCUGGGAUCCAAACACGGGCUUUGAUCUCAACAAUUUGGACCCCGAGUUGAAGAACCUCUUUGACAUGUGCGGUAUCUCCGAGGCUCAGCUGAAGGACAGAGAAACCUCCAAGGUCAUCUACGACUUCAUCGAGAAGAAAGGAGGCGUGGAGGCUGUCAAGAACGAGCUCCGUAGGCAGGCGCCGCCGCCUCCGCCGCCCUCUCGGGGUGGCCCUCCUCCUCCCCCCCCACCCCCGCACAGCUCUGGGGCGCCUCCGCCCCCGUCCAGAGGAGGUCGAGGGGCUCCGCCUCCCCCGCCCCCUUCCCGCGCCCCCUCCUCUGCCCCUCCGCCCCCACCGCCGACCAGGCCGGGAACUUUGGGAGCCCCUCCCCCUCCUCCCACCAGGGGAGGCCUCCCCCACCACCCGCCUCCCUCGAACUCUUCCCCGCAAGGGGCGCCGCCACCCCCUCCUCCCCCGCCGGCCCAGCCAUCUUUGGCGGGUAGGGUCUCCUCGGCCCCACCCGCCCCGCCGCCACCGCCGCCCCCUCCGCCGGGCCCGCCGGAGCCAGAUGACGUACGGGGCAACCCGGCUCGUUCUCCGCUCCCCGUCGGGAAGUCGGCGCUUCUGGAGCAGAUUCGAGGCGGCGCCCAGCUGAAGAAGGUGGAGCAGAACCACAGAGAGCCGCCGCCCGGCAGCAGCGGAAGCGGCGGGCGGGACGCGCUGCUGGACCAGAUACGCCAGGGCAUCCAGCUCAAGACGGUGUCGGAUCAUCAGGAGUCCGGUCCGCCGGCGCCCGCCGCGGGCAUCGUGGGCGCCCUCAUGGAAGUCAUGCAAAAGAGGAGCAAAGCCAUCCACUCGUCAGACGACGAGGAUGACGAUGACGAGGAUGAAGACUUUGAGGAAGAUGACGAGUGGGACGACUGAAUUCCCCCGUUUUUCCUGCAGCAGACUCCAAUGGUAGACAUUUUUGCGAGUAUUUAUAUGGACUGGUUUACAUUUUAAAUUAUUGUCUUGCCGUGUGAGCGGUCGGCAUCGUUGGGCAGCCAUCUUGAGAAUGCACAUUUCAGCGGGCGGGGUGUCUCGUUUUCUCCCGUUUCCCUCCUAAGUUGUUUUCCUUUGCCGAGACCAAAAUGCUACUGUUAAGCUACUUUUUCCUCCAUUCUUAUGACUGACUGGGGCAGCGUUGAUUUGCACAAGCGUCGUCUUUGUCUGAUGACAUUUCAUUCCUGAGCUCGGCCCACCGGCGAAGAAACUUUGCAACGACGGCGGCGCGGACGGGCGGUGACGUCGCGCACUUAUGCAACGCAAAUAACCAUGAACCAAAAUGUAGACGAGCUUUUAACGCUUUGGUUUUUAACCAGGGCAGACUGUGUGUGUGUGUGUGUGUGUGUGUGUGGAGAGAUCCCAAAUUGUAUACUUCAAUAAA
Molecule: messenger RNA, 2120 nt
Organism: Syngnathus typhle (broad-nosed pipefish)
Lineage: Eukaryota; Metazoa; Chordata; Actinopteri; Syngnathiformes; Syngnathidae
Gene: wasla
Product: WASP like actin nucleation promoting factor a
Exons: 11
Coding region: 65-1618 (517 amino acids)
Biological process (GO): regulation of Rho protein signal transduction; actin filament polymerization
Cellular component (GO): cytoplasm; actin filament
Molecular function (GO): small GTPase binding; actin binding; microtubule binding
Source: RefSeq, a predicted model, not a curated record